This is a messenger RNA of Fonsecaea pedrosoi CBS 271.37, 900 nucleotides long. RefSeq lists its product as uncharacterized. Gene Ontology annotation, molecular function: oxidoreductase activity. Lineage: Eukaryota; Fungi; Ascomycota; Eurotiomycetes; Chaetothyriales; Herpotrichiellaceae. The record is from RefSeq and is a predicted model, not a curated record. The coding region runs from base 1 to 900 and encodes 299 amino acids. The transcript has 2 exons.
AUGUCUGAGAUCAAAUCAGUCGCUCUUGCUGGUGCAACUGGCAAUCUGGGACCUCAUGUCCUCAAAGCCCUUGUCGACGCGAGCUUUGCCGUCACUGUUCUCACCCGUUCCAAAAAGUCAGGGGCAGAUCAGACGACGGCCAAAUUUGUCCAAGUCGACUACACAUCCGUCGAGUCCUUGACUGCCGCCCUCAAAGGGAUCGAUGCGCUCGUGUCCACCGUGGCGGGUGAGGCCAUCGAGAACCAAACCGUCCUUAUCGACGCCGCCAUCGCCGCCGGGGUGAAGCGUUUCAUCCCCUCCGAAUAUGGCACUGUCACGACCAGCCCCAAAGUCGAAAACUUGCCCGUCUAUGCCUCGAUGUUCAAGAUCAAGCGCUAUCUUGAAGAGAAGGCCAAGGCGGGAAGGCUGACUUGGACUGUCCUUGCAUGCGGUGGCUUCUUAGAGUUCUUGUUUGGGUCUCCCGCGCUUCUUGAUUUUGCUAAUCACAAGGCUGUCUUGUUCGACGAGGGUGACAACAGGAUUAGCUCCACGUCGCUGCCUGUUAUCGGGAAGGCUAUUGUUGGAAUUUUGAAGAAUCUCGAGGCCACGGAGAACAGGGUUGUGCGAGUUUCCGAGGUCAUCUUGACGCAGAACCAGCUGCUGCGAAUCGCACAAGAGCUGAGACCGGAUAUCAACUGGCAAAUUACCCGGGUACCGGCAAGUGCAGUGCUGAAAGAGGGCCUGGAUGGACUCAGCGCCGGUGACUUUAGCACAGCCGCUAUUUUGAAGGUGAUAGGGGGUACAGCUUUUGCUGGUGACGCUUACGGCGCCGCUUAUGAUGAGAACGACAACGAACUUCUUGGUAUCAAAGAGCUGACGGAAGAAGACUUGAAGACACUUGUUGCUGGAAAGCUCGCAUAG